Cydia pomonella (codling moth) is the source of this 3329-nucleotide messenger RNA. Its product is annotated as formin-binding protein 4-like. The record is from RefSeq and is a predicted model, not a curated record. Gene Ontology annotation, molecular function: protein binding. Lineage: Eukaryota; Metazoa; Arthropoda; Insecta; Lepidoptera; Tortricidae. The coding region runs from base 198 to 2576 and encodes 792 amino acids. The transcript has 11 exons.
AUUCGCAUUUAGUAAAGUUGUGGCUUUGUGGCUUCAUUGCUACUGCCAAAUUAGAUUCAUUCAUUGUCAAGUUAAUUGUCAAAAAAAUCACGCUCGAGUUGAUUCAGUGCGAAAUGUUUUGCAAAGAUAAGCGAAUCCUUAAAACGUGUGCUUUUAUGUGUUAUUUUGUAUAGGCCGCCUCUUUUAGAUAAACUACAAUGAGUAAAACAAAUCCUUUAGUCGGUUUGAUUGGGUACGGAGACUCUGACGAAAGUGAUGAUGAAGUGCCUUCACUUGCUGUGAAGCCAUCAAGGGCCCAGCCUCCAGAACCGAGCGCAGCGGGACAUGAACCCAGCGGAGGGUUGCAUCCUGCACCUAUACCUCAUUGUGCCUGGUCAGCAUGUUACGAUGACAGCAGCGGCUUCACCUACUAUUGGAACCAGCACACUAAUGCGGUCACCUGGGAAGCUCCGGCCGAGUACUUGAUGGCUUUGAAGUUAGCACAGCAUCAGUUACAUGCUUCAGGUUCAUCAGAAGUAUCAGCCGAAGAGUGGCAGCUGUACCAACAGACCCUGGCCGAGAAGCAAGCACUAGCCAAACCAAGCCAACCCAAGAUGCCAGACCAAGCCAAGCCAAAGACAAUCAAGAAUGGUGCCAAGCGGAAACCGGGCAGUGAUGAUGAACAUGAAAAAAUAGAACUAAUUACCUCCUACCACAACUCCGACUCUGAAUCCAACGAUGAAGAAACCCCAGCCAAGCCAGUCAAGCCUGUAGCCAAGCCAGCCAAGCCCACAGUCCCGAAGAACCCACACAAGAAGCAGAAGACCAAGCCGGUUGAGUACGGGCCCAGCUUGCCGAGCAACCAGAACUACACGGUGCCAAUCGGGCCGGAGCUGCCUCCGGGGAUGCUGGUCGAGGAGCUGGUGGAAAAGGUGGAUAAGACACAAUCGAAGACUCCACCUUUAGCAGAUACCGAUGAUAGCUUAGAAGAAAAAACAUUAUUCAUGAGAUUAAAGGAAAAAGCCAAACUAUUAGAAAAACUUGGUGGAGAAAUACCAACAGAAUUACAGAAAAUGAUCAAAGACGAUACAAAAGUCGUUUCUCCUAAAGUUGUGGAUGAAAGUAGCAGAGACAGCAAAAUUGACAAUAUUGAUGAUUUGUUAGAUGAGAUUGAAAAGAAAGAGCUGCCAAAAGUUAAGUCUAAGAAGACUGAUAUGUUUGGUGAAGAUUCAAAUAGUGGUAAAAAUACGCCUGUCGGUACUCCUCCUAGAGAAGUAAAACCUCUCUUUCCAAGUAGCAAAGCUAUAGAGGAGACACCACCACUACCACCAGUUCCUGCUCCUUCUGUAGUUGAAAAUGGUGUAGAAAAACCAGAAAUCCCAGAAAAGAAAGUUAACCUAUACUUGGCAGACACAGAAGUAAAAGAAAACCGCAAAAAGCUAAGGAUUGAUAAUUCUAUCCUUCCUGAAAGAAAGAAAAGUGAAGUCCCCGCUUAUACUACUAAAUAUUCACAAUAUAUAGAAGGUUUUUCAAGUGAGAGAACCGGAUUAGGUUUCAAAGAAAAUGACAAUGAAAGUCCAAAAGUGGCGACUGUCAGUUAUGGAAACGGUUUGUCGUUUACUAAAGGAGAAGUGUUGAAUGAAGAUAAGCAGGAUGAAGAUUUGGAUGAUAUGUCUGAUUUGGUGGAAGCCAAGUUGAAGUUUUUGAAUGAGGUGCAACCGUGUCAGGUGCCUCCUGUGCAGGAGAUGCUGAUACAAUGGCAGACGCUGGCGGCGGCGUUCCGCGGCGGCGCGCUGGCGGCGCCGUACUGGCGGCGCUGGGUGCGCGCCGGCGCGCGCGCGCUGCGCCGGCGGGAGCAGCGCGCCGCGCCGCCCGGCUGGAGCGCCGCCUUCCAGAGGUCCGAGGGCCGCUACCGCUACCGCCGCGAGGCCGACGGCUUCACGCAGUGGGAGUACCCGGCCGCUGAGACCAUGGAUAUGGAGAUAUGCACCACACCUCCCCCUGAGGAGCCAAAGGUAAGUCUGAGGGCCGCUACCGCUACCGCUGCGAGGCCGACGGCUUCACGCAGUGGGAGUACCCGGCCGCUGAGACCAUGGAUAUGGAGAUAUGCACCACACCUCCCCCUGAGGAGCCAAAGGUGGUGGUGCAGCCCCCGCUGCCGCCGGCGCCGCCGCCCCCCGCGCCCGCCCCCGCGCCCGCCCCUGCCGCCCCCGCGCCCGCCCCUGGCGCCGCCCACCCCGCCGCCGCCGCCCGCGUGGCGCGACCCGCCGCCGCCCGGCACCGACGAGCCGCCGCCGCUCCCUCCGGAGCCAAAGAAAGAGAUAGGCGACGAGCUCCUCUCGUUCUACAGCGACAUCGCGGAGCUGGAGGCGGCCCCCAGCCCGCCCGCGGCCCCCGGCCCCGCCCCGCCCGCCGGCCCCGCCCCGCCCGCGCGGCCCCCGCCGCCGCCGCCGCGGGAACCUGAACCUAAAGAGUCUAAAAUUUCCAAGAAGAAAUCUAAAGUGAAGAUAUCUUCCUCCAUCGGGCUGAAGCACAAGACGGUCUCGAGCAUGGUGGCCAAGUGGCAGCAGGUCGCCGACGAGAUACACUCCGACUAAACCCAUACAUGUAUAUUAUUAUAUGUAUACGGUGUAUAUAACAAAAAAAUAAAUUUAAAUAGAGGUGGAUUGUCAAAAUUUUGUAGCCACAGUAAAUUUACUGCCAUCUUUCGACACAUGAUUAAAGCUUUUAGAACGCCAUUUGACUUUGAGCUUUAUCCUUUCACUGAUAUUUGUUUAAUUUGUUAAAUAUCAAAAAGUGGCGCCAUCUACUAGAUCAAAUACCAUUUCGAACGAUGGCGCCACAAUCUUUAGGUAAGAUGGCGCUACUUUUUUAUAUUUAACUCAUAUCAGUGAAAGGAUAAGGAUCAAAGUCAAAUGGCAUUCUCAAAGUUUUGAUCAUGUUUCGAAAGUCGGCAGUAAAUUUACUGUGGCUACAAAAUUUUCUUUGACAAUCCACGUCUAUUUCAAAUUCUGUUUAAAAACACCACAUACUUAUAAGUAAUUGCUUUUUUUGUUCAAUAAAUUUUAUGGCAACUUUUUUGUUUAAAUACUUUAACAGCAGUUAAAGUAAGCAAAAAGCGGUAUAAUUUUAUUUCUAUACAUAUUCGAACAACCUAAGUAGUUAUCUGAAGAUUUUAGUAAUAUUGUAAACAUUCACACAAACGAUAUACGAAAAUGCUAGAUUUAAAAUACCGUGAGUUUUUUUUUAAAGUUUACUUCAAGCGCGUGGCGGAUGCAUUUUGUACAGAUAUUUAUGAUACGUAACCGUAGUUAGGUAUGUAAAUAUUAAUAAAUGAUCGUAACGACUGA